AUGCUCAACAACCUCGCCCCCUUGGCAGCCGUUCUCCUACCCCUCGUCACCGCCCAAAACGCUGUACCAAUCCAAGUCAUUCCAGGCAAUCUCCAAGUCAACCCCAUCGCCAAUGUACCCGCCCUCCCGAUCUUCCAACCAUCCGGGGUCAGCAGCGUCAUAGCCGCACUCCCCUUCAACAGAGUUGCUCCCACCGAUGCCUCUCCAGCUAGCACGACUCCAGGUUCAGAUAUAUCCACCUCCACAGCCACCGAGACAAGCACGUUAACGGCUUCAAGUUCGAGCUCCGAGAGUGAUAGUGAGACGACAACAACGGCGUUGAGUACCUCGACGCUUACUAGUAGUGAUGUAUCGACCAGUACUAGUUUCUUUACGACGACUGUUGUUUCGAGCACACCUACUUUCACCUCUACAUCUACUUCGACGAGGAUGAUGAAUUCCACGGUGAUUAUCCGGACGUCCACAAGUGGUCCUGCUGUUGUUACUAGUGAUGUGAGAACGCCUAUUCGAACUCCCCCAGCGGUUAAGACGGAAGGAAGUGGGGCGGGAGGGAGAGCGGAUGGGAGGAUGGGUGUAAGUUUUUAUUCUUGUCUUGAUGGUCUAUAGGAUGCUAAUAUUUGAUACAUAGAUUGAGACGAUUUGUUUGUUGAUGAGUGCUGCGUUUGGGUUUUUUGUUUUUGCAUGA
Molecule: messenger RNA, 685 nt
Organism: Hymenoscyphus albidus
Lineage: Eukaryota; Fungi; Ascomycota; Leotiomycetes; Helotiales; Helotiaceae
Source: the annotation of a GenBank genome assembly